Molecule: messenger RNA, 2152 nt
Organism: Haliotis rufescens (red abalone)
Lineage: Eukaryota; Metazoa; Mollusca; Gastropoda; Lepetellida; Haliotidae
Exons: 4
Coding region: 225-905 (226 amino acids)
Source: RefSeq, a predicted model, not a curated record
UUUAGGGGCUGAGGUGUGGUUAGAAAUGUCACACACCUGACCGGAUUUCCCAUGUUCUAUUUUUAAUUGUAGAGUCACAUGUCAAAAAUAGAUCGCUUUCGACGUUUCGAGAAAGCAUUCACGUUUCAUCACUUACUCCAGACGAUUCAUCAUAACUGUUGGCAGUGCUCGGCGUAUCGUAUACAGAAUAGUAUCAAAUAGUGACUCAUUCAAAUAACACCAAGAUGACGACGAGGAAGUCAUUGAUAAUGGUUUUGCUCUUGAUGGUGAUAGUCUGCCAUGUUUCGACCAGGCCAUUCCAAGCUGGAAAUAUCCUUACAGGUCAAGGACUAAAGACUCGGAGACCAGGUCAAGAUGACAAAUGUCAGGAAGGUCGUUACUAUGACGACGUGACGCAACACUGCGAUGACUGCAUGCCCCACUGUGACCGAGCACCACUGUUUCAGCCUCCUACGUCUUGCACUGCCUAUUGCAAGAAGAGGUCACCGGACAAGCACAACUGCCCAGAAGAUCGUUACUAUGACGACGUCACCCUGAACUGUGACCUCUGCAGUCCUCACUGUGACCGAAUACCGGCGGAAGUGCCCCCCGACCAGUGUCGUGAUUACUGCACUCGAACCAGAGGCAAAGAUGGACGUAGGUCAAGCACGACAACAAUUCCACCAGAAGUAGGACCACGUAGAAAAACUGAGGGGAUAUCUCCGACUGCCAUAGCACUAAUAACGAUUGUCUGUGGGGCCGUUGUCGUUAUUACUGGUUCCAUAUGGUUCUGUUGGAAAUACCGUCGACCCAGACAACAUAAGCAGAUCACACUGGAGGGGAGCCCGAUGCUUUUAAAACGAGGCGUUCAAGAGAAUUCACCAGAGGUGACUUCGGCGACGGUGACCGCUACCACGGCUGUGUAGGCAAGUCCCAGAUGGAGGCGGGGACAGCAGUGACGCCUUCCCGACUCCCAGAUGGACGUCUACAACGACUUGGUUGACGAUCACAUUUCAAGAGCAAUGGCUCAUUUUUCUACUUAUUGUUCAUGUAGGGGAUGGGUGUGCGGCCAGAACCAGGCUUCAGGUAUUGUACCCAUGUGGGAAAUUGAACCCGGACAACGUUUGUACCGCUUGUCUGUCGCCACCGCCCUUGUAGGUGUCAUUUAAGAAUAACGCUUGUCAUACAUAUAGUAUUCUUGUUUGUUUUAUGUACACCAUCGUUACUAUUAACAAACAUAGAGACACCAAGACCAAUGACAAUAGAUCUAUUUGGGACAGAAUAGUAUACCUAUUAAUAUUUGCGGGUGUUAUGGACUAUUUGAAUAUUUCCAAUGUUUAAGUGCAUAGAAAUUAAAUUAAGUGAGAGUUUUAUGAUAAAUGUGAUCAAAUUUAAUAGAUAAUGAAUUAUAAUAAUAUAUAUUAUUCACAGUGAUAUUUAAAAAGAUUUGAUACAUUGCAAGAAAAGUAUUUAUAACGUCGGAAGAUCUGAUACCAGCUAGACUAUAAAGGCUACCAAAGAGUCUAUAACAUUUUUUUUAACAAUAUUAUUUUUUCUUUAGUGUUGCCUUUCUAAGGCCGGCACACACUGAUGUAGCGCAGCACAUCAGUGCGGUUUCCUAGCCCACAUUUAACGCAUUAUACUUUUACAGCUGCAGCUCAGAAAAAAAAAUCAUUCUUUAAAUAGAAUUGAAGGUAUAUUAAUUUAUUGCAUGUUGAAUGAAGGCCAGAUUUACAUCAACAUAGAUCCUCUGAGAACCUUGUCACAUAGCAAGGACUGGGAAAUACGUGAGAAGUGUGUGAGGGCAGCAAGUAGAAAAAAUAUCUUUUGAGCGACCUAAAAUGUUCAUGUCUACGCGCUGUGAUGCGCUGCUUUAGUGUGAUAAGAAAAACACGGAUGCGAAUUUUGGGCUGCAUGUGGACCGGCCUUAUGCUGAUUUCAUUGUGGAAUAUGGCUAGUUGGGUUUGCCUAUAUGUGUUCAUCUAGAAUGUUUUUUUAUUGAUUAAAUUAAAUGCAUAUAUUCCACAUUCGUGGUUGCUGGCAAUACAUGAUUUGGUACAACUAGUUGAGUUCAUUCGUGGCUAAUUAUAUUAUGACUUUUGUUACCUUUGCUGCUUAAUAUUGUAUUGGUUACAUUGUUUUUAAGUGUGCAAAUAAAGUUUCUAUCAAACAA